AUGUCCUCCCAAUUUUUACAGACGGAGAUCGCCAAUUUGAUCCAUGAAUCUCGAAGGAAAAACUCAGAUUUGCGAAAUGCCGCCGAACAAUCACUGAAUGAGCUUAAAGCACUACCCUCCACCUCAGAAGCUCAAAUAGCAGCAGACCUUGUCCGCAAACCGAAUUUCGUUGAGCCAUUCAUUAUUGCAUGCCAUACUCGGCAUGCGAAGCUCGCUGGUAUUGGUGUUAUCUGCUUACAGCGGCUAAUUGCGUCUCGUUCGUUACCCUCAAGUCGCCUGAAAGAUGUCCUUGGGGGCUUAAAGGAGACAACGAGCUUGAGCCUCGAUAUUCAGCUGAAAAUCUUACAGUCUCUGCCCUCACUUUUACAGUUCUAUUCUAAUGAUCUGAGCGGGGAGCUUCUUGCUAACGCAUUGGAAAUAUGUAUCACAUUACAGGCAAGCAAAACGAUUGCUGUCUCCAGUACUGCUGCAGCUACCCUUCAGCAACUGGUGGUAUCGACAUUUGAGCGGGUUUCAAGCGAGGACAAACUUUCUAAUGAUGCUAAAGCUACUACAACUAUCAAAAUCGAUGGCCAGUCACUCGACAUAGGAUAUUUUGCCUACGAUGCACUACAGGUACUGGAUGAUUUAUGUCGCCUGAUUGAUGGAGAGCCACUGCAAUUCUUGCGAACACGGAGUUUGCCUCCGACUUUUGUGCUCGAGCUUAUCGAGAGUAUUCUCCUGAACAGUGGCCGGCUUUUUGUGGGACACCCCGAACUUUCACAUGUGCUGCGCGUUCGGCUAUUACCACUAACUGUCCGUUGUCUUUCUGAGAGGUUUUCAUUCGCCCAGACUGUCCGCGUUGCUCGAAUACUCCUCAUAGUUCUGAAGCGCUAUAUGUCUCUUGUGACUACGGAAUGCGAGAUGGCAUUAAGUCUGAUAACCCAUCUCGUCGAACCGGACGCAACAGCGCCUUGGAAGCGACUCAUUUGCAUGGAAGUUUUUAGAGGACUGUACUCCGAGCCGGGUGCUGUACGGUUAAUCUACACGCUUUAUGACGAUGAGGAAGGAAGAAAGAACAUCCUCCGGGACCACAUGGCAACGCUUGUUCGGCUGGCUUCAGAGAAGCCUGCGUUGAUUGGUGUCAGCAACCAAUCCACAGUACCUUCACGCGCUGAUCACUCAAGAUCUACCACGGAGGAUCAGAUAACGCUUGAGACUGGUGGCGUUGCUGGUGUUAUUGGAUCAACUGUUCCUCCAAGUGAAGCCAAUGUGCCAGGAAUCAGCACACAGUGGAGUGUUGUUCGCACGCCAUAUAUUGAGCUUCUUGAUAAGACAGAUCCACCUGCACCGCCUGAAACUUACAUUUACAGCCUUGUUCUGAACUGUAUCAGCAGUUUUGCUGAAGGGCUCGCGAAAUUCAUCCUUCCGUUGACUGUGCCGGACUUAAAGCAACGACGCAAGAACCGACUUUUGAGUCCCACGCAAGGUCCUGAUUCCGCCAGGUCGUCUCAAGAUUUUACAGCAGAACCCAUCCGAAGGCAGCCAAGCUUGCCAUCAAAGAAGUCACAUGUUCCCAUCAACCCUCUGGAGCUACAGUCUCAUAUCCAGUAUUCCGCCAUUAAAACCUGUGCAGGCAUAAUCGAGAACUGUUGGCCUGCUGUCCUUGCGGCUUGUUCGACUUUUCUGCGCGCUUCCUUGGAUGAUGAGUACUAUCACAAUCUCGUCCGAGCGUUUCAAAAAUUGGCUCAUGUGGCGGGUCUUCUGAGGUUGUCUGUCCCCCGAGAUGCCUUUUUAACAACUCUUGGAAAGGCUGCUACGCCUGCGAGUUCGGGUCCUUCCAAAUCACAGAAUGCACCUGCUACUGGAUCCCAGCAGAGUGACUUGCUCCACAAGAAACGCAAAAGUGCGGAUUUGUCACAUAUCAGCUCUGCAACAAUGGAUUCUGCAGGAACACCCACAGGGGAAGGGGCUCCGGUGUCUAUAAGCACAAGAAACCUGCUUUGUAUGCGGGCUUUGCUCAAUCUUGGAAUUGCUUUGGGACCGACAUUGGAUCAGCCGGCCUGGUCCAUUCUUUUCGAGACACUUCAGUAUACCGGACUGGUGAUUGGCAUGUCAUCAAGUGCGAUGGUCAAAUCCGCCAGUGGGGCUGGGGAAACUUCAGUCACUUCAGGAAAUGAUGUGCCGACUGCUAAUCUCGGAACCGAGGUCAUUGCGGUCCAGGCGGCUUCUAGUAAAAUGAUUGAAAGCACCAGCGAUUUCCCAAGUGCAUCAUUCCAGGAAAUAUUACUUGCCUUGUUGAACCUAUCUACCUUUACAGAGCAGCGUCGCCACCAGGGAGAUCAACAGGAAGUAUCAGAACUGCCUCAAUCGCCUCAAUCUUCCCGAGGACCUGGACGUUUGCAUCAGGGUGCCCGGCGUGUCUCGCAUACCGUCGGAAAAUCAAGAUUGCAAGACGAAGAGCUCAAAUUCGUACUGGAAAAAACCAAUGAACUCGCCAAGGCAAACCUAGGAAGAAUAUCCUCCCUUGAAGAUGGUGACAGCGAAGCAUGGGAAUUGUUGACUCAAAGUCUCAUUUCGGCUUCCGCAAAUACUACCGCCAGUCCGAAUCUUCGCCUGCAGGCAAGCACGAUCUUGAACUCACUGGUGUUUUCAACGAUGAAACAAAGGGACGAAGACGAUGAGAAAGUUUACAAUCAAGUGCAGAUCAGAAAUCUCCAGACAUUGAAAGCCCAGGUGGCCUCGCUCUAUGCAUCAGACAUGCAUACUUCCAAGUCUUUACCAACAACAGUGAUUGAAAUUCACGAGCAGAGCUUGGAAGUACUGAAGAACAUACUUGAACAAUAUGCGGAGACUUUUGUGGACGGUUGGCAUCUCGUCUUUGAUUUGAUAUCCGGUGUUUUCCAACCUACACCAGAGCCAGAGACUGGUGAUCGACCUUCCACUUUGAUACAGCGUAGGGCAUCGGCUCUCCCGGCAGGACCCCGCUUAGUACGUGCUGCUUAUAAGUCUCUCAAUCUUGUUGCUUCCGACUUCCUUUCCCUGCUGCCGGCGCCCUGUCUCUUGAGCUUGGUGAAUUCCUUUUCCAGCUUUGCACUGCAAACCCAAGACUUCAAUAUUUCUCUCACUACCACUUCGUUUUUCUGGAAUGUUUCCGACUUCCUCCAGGGACAAAUCGAGCAAAUAUCAGUUGGCCAUGUUGAUGCAUCCAUUAGUGAAGAAGAGUUAACUAUAUUGGCUCGUGACGAAGACCCGUCUGUUUCUCGGAACUCAUUGUGGUUGCUGCUGUUGCUCCGUAUUGUUGACAUCACGACAGACAGCCGAUCUGAGAUUCGGAAUAGUGCAGUCCAUACUCUUCUACGUAUCUUUGAUGCCUACGGGCAACAGCUCUCACCGGAAGCGUGGCGUCUGUGCCUGAAUAUGGUGCUCUUCAAGAUGACCGAGGGAAUUGAAACUACUCUUCAAGCCAAGCACAAUGGACGGGAUGCAAAAUCGGAUGACUUCAAAGCGUGGGUCGAUACGACAGUGGUAAUGAUUAACGGAUUAUCGAAUCUGAUCACAAACUUCUUUGAAACCCUUGUGCGUGACGAAAAGUUUGAUCAAUCGUGGAAACGACUUUUGAAAUACUUGCAAAGCUUGAUUGACUUGCAUAUUUUGGAGUUCAGCGAAGCAACAUUCUCUAGCAUCUCAGCAACUCUCCUCAGAGUCCAGAAUGCCAGUGAACUCAGCAACGAUGCCCUUGAAUGUACCUGGCUUCUUUGGGCAAACGGACAUCCUGCUGGUGAUGAAAAGAUGCUUGAUCUCGAUCAACCUAAUCAGGAUGCGGCUUUAGCCUAUCUUAAUACAUUCCAACAGGUUUAUCGCCUUUACAAAGACCAAUUGACCACGAAACACAUUGAGAAGGUUCUUCGCCACUUCAGCUUGCUUGUGUGGAACUCGGUUUCUCCGCGCUACUCUCCAGAUCUUGAACGACCCUCAGCGCUGCAAGCGCUAGCCAUUGGUUGUAUCAAAGAGCUUUGUAUGGAGAAAGAGGAAUCGCAGCCAGAUAUUCUUCUGUGCCUUGCUGAACUAUCUGAUUCAGCAUUAACAAAAUGGAGCCCCGGCAGCGACACACGAAGACCAACCUUCGUGGCCUUCUCCAAAACCACCAUCGACCUUAUCAGCUGGUAUGUUGCCGAAUUCGGCAUCAAGCAAGAUGUGUUUACGAAUAGUGCCCUUGCAAAUUCUCUCAAACAUCUCAGUGCUCUCAUCGCGCAAAAGUACACAUGGCAAGGGAAGGACCGUGAACCUUUCUUGUGGCAAAAUGCCACAACGGCCUCCAUGAACGUUCUCCAAGUUGCAGUCCCAUAUGUGGAAAAGCAAUAUACGAAGACAAACGAGCCCCAAAUAUCGCAAUUCUGGCAAUGUGUGGUCGACAUCACCAAUGGGAUUGUUUCCGCGCACGGAUUUCAAGCUCAACAACUCCCAACCGCCCGAAUCGCAGCAGACGAAGCCUUCGACAUCAAAGCCUUCACCCGUUUAAAGACGCUUAUCCUCCCAUCCCUUGGGGCCGCAGCAAUUCCAGACGCCAUACGUCGUGACUUCGCGCGCGCUCUCUUCCACUCUUCCUUCAUCUACGCCCCCCUCCGCUUCGACCUCCCCACCACAGGCCUCGAAGACGCGCCCCUGCAAGACUUGUACACCGUGCGCCCCGGUCGUACCUUCGAUCCACCACCUACCCAGCGCCCAGGAAUUGCAUAUGCUCUCAUAGACACCCUCUUCGAACUCGCCACGCACUCGCAAGUCGAGGCCGAGCCCCAAGCCGACAGCCCAUCCCCGCAGACCCUGCUCGCCCGCUCGAUCUCGCCUUACCUUAUUCUCCGCUGCGCGGUCUCACUCAAGUCCUAUAUCGCAGACCAGCCGCUGCGCGGCUUGAUGCCCCAGCCCACACCGGCCCGCAAGGCUCUGCUGCAUCUUCUCCUCCGCCUGGUUGAGCUGAAGAGCGAGCCAUCAGCGAUCCCGGAUCCGCCUGCGCUGAAGACCACUUCGAUCGUUAAGUCUGGGGACAUGGUUCCGCUUCACUAUCGUAGACACCUUGAGUGGAUUUAUCCGUUGGCUGUGCGCGCUGUGCAGGUCGCCGGUAAAGAGCGUGAUGAUGGGCAGAUCCUCCAGGCACUGGGGAAGGUGUUGGAGGAAAUUGGUCAAUUUGGAUAUUAG
Messenger RNA from Penicillium paradoxum, 5175 nucleotides. RefSeq lists its product as uncharacterized. The coding region runs from base 1 to 5175 and encodes 1724 amino acids. The record is from RefSeq and is a predicted model, not a curated record. The transcript is spliced from 4 exons. Lineage: Eukaryota; Fungi; Ascomycota; Eurotiomycetes; Eurotiales; Aspergillaceae.